Molecule: messenger RNA, 840 nt
Organism: Fraxinus pennsylvanica
Lineage: Eukaryota; Viridiplantae; Streptophyta; Magnoliopsida; Lamiales; Oleaceae
Source: the annotation of a GenBank genome assembly
AUGGGCAAAAAACUUAAAUUUCCUUUUCUUAUCAAAGCCACCGAAACCGCUGCCGCUAACUCCGCCGCCAUGAGUUCUUCUUGGCCAUGGCCAACUUGUGUCAACAACCCAAAGACCCUUUCUUUUCGAGCUAACAACAAUGAGAUAUUCAAGACUAUGAAUUCUGCCUACCUUGACAAAACCACCAUUGAAGAAAUUCUUGACACCCCAGAUUCACUUUUUAGCGUUAGCAACUCUUUUGAUGAAAGUUUUUCACGUGCAUCAAGAAAUGAUGAAUACAUUAUCGAGAUGGUGAUUCGAGAUUUAAGAUCAGAUAGGUUGUUUUUUGAGCCUGGAGAGACAAGUUCAAUCCUUGAAGAAGCCAAAAUUGACGAGUCUUUUCUUUAUAAAGAAAGUACAGUAAUGGCUUUGGAAUCCAGGGAUCCCUGUGCGGAUUUCAGAUUAUCAAUGGAGGAAAUGGUGGAGGCUUAUGGAUUGAAGAAUUGGGAAUGUCUUGAAGAACUUUUAACUUGCUAUUUGAGAGUUAAUUCAAAGAAAAAUUAUGGGUAUGUUGUUGGAGCUUUUAUUGAUUUACUGGUUCAUCUUGAAUUUGUGGCUUCAAUUUCCACGUCUUCAACGGAUCAUGGACAGUGUUCUUCAUCUUCUUCGGCUGCAACUCAAUAUUCUUUCAAUUCUCCCUUUUCAUUUUCUUCAUCUACAAAUUCCUCAACUAGUCCUCGGUUAUCUUCAUUAGAACAUGAAGAUCAGAUCAACGAGAGAAAUGUUGACACCGCUUCGUCUGAAUCAGUCAUUGUUCAGCAGGGGUCCAGUUCAAAUACAGUCUUGCCUCUAGAUGCUUAA